AUGGGACGCAUUACAAUUGAGUUAUUGCGUCGUCGUGCGGAGCACAACGAGGGGUGUCUAAGCAAUCUGAAGGAGAUUGCUCUCCACCAGCAAGACAUUGAGAAGAUCGAAGUGGUUGGAGACGCAUGCCGCGAGCUGGAGAUUCUGUAUCUAUGCAACAACUACAUUUCGCGGAUAGAGGGACUGCAACAUCUCAAGCGUCUGAAAUACCUAAAUCUGGCUGUGAACAAUAUCGCCUGUAUAGAGGGACUGGAGGGGUGCGAGUCGCUUGAACGGCUAGAUUUGACGCUGAACUUUGUUGCAGAAAUGACGUGUGUCCAACGGCUGCGGGCAAAUGUCUUUCUGGAUCAGCUUCAUCUUACUGGUAACCCCUGCACAAAGAUUGAGGGUUACCGCGCCUAUGUCAUCCAUGCACUCCCGCAGCUGCGGGACCUCGAUGGGGAGGAGGUGGUGCGCUCGGAGCGUAUCGAGGCACGCCAGUGCAAUAGCGAAGUGGCAGCGGUUGUAGACGAGGCGGCGCUGCGUGUCCGCGAGGCGGAGCGCAUCAAGGCGGAGAUGAUUGCGCAAGGCAUUGAUGUCUUUCCGCCGCGGUACAAUGAGAAGGGCGAGCGGGUUUACGGGCACACGCCGGAGGAGCGGCUGCAGAUGCUGCGCGAGAAGGAAGAAGAAGAGGCAGAACGAGAAAAAAAACUUCAAAAAGAACGGGAGACCGGUCACUUGGCAUCUGUGAGCGCUGAGGUAAAUAAACGGCCCCAGCGUCUCACUGCGGAAGAGGAGAUUGCAAAGUACGGCCGGUUGCUUCUCCGAAAUGAGCCUAAAUUUCCGAUGCGGCUGGAUCAAGAGAGUGACGAGACGGCGGUCAUUCUUACGGUGGACGUUCCAAAGUUUCUCUCCACCACUCUUAUAGAUGUGCAGAUUGAGGUGAAUUAUAUCCGUCUCUUGGUGAAGGAGAAACUCAUUCAGGUGCCGCUGCAGCGCGAGAUUUCUCCCUCUGCAGCGAGAGUGCAGCGGUCUGUGGUAACGGGGGCACUCAACAUAACGAUACCAUACGCUUCGCAUGUCUUGCAGGAGAUUGAGGAGGCAAAGAAGAGACGGCAGCGACUGCAUGGCACAUGGAACGAUGAUGAAUGCAGUGAACCCCUGGAAUGA
Messenger RNA from Trypanosoma cruzi, 1149 nucleotides. Its product is annotated as leucine-rich repeat protein, putative. The transcript has a single exon. NCBI's taxonomy places the organism in Eukaryota, Euglenozoa, Kinetoplastea, Trypanosomatida, Trypanosomatidae. Gene Ontology annotation, molecular function: protein binding. The record is from RefSeq and is a predicted model, not a curated record. Bases 1 to 1149 code for a protein of 382 amino acids. Gene Ontology annotation, cellular component: cytoplasm.